Messenger RNA from Asparagus officinalis (garden asparagus), 1862 nucleotides. RefSeq names its product protein NRT1/ PTR FAMILY 5.10-like. The transcript has 6 exons. NCBI's taxonomy places the organism in Eukaryota, Viridiplantae, Streptophyta, Magnoliopsida, Asparagales, Asparagaceae. Gene Ontology annotation, molecular function: tripeptide transmembrane transporter activity; dipeptide transmembrane transporter activity. Gene Ontology annotation, biological process: transmembrane transport; dipeptide transport. Bases 1 to 1830 code for a protein of 609 amino acids. The record is from RefSeq and is a predicted model, not a curated record. Gene Ontology annotation, cellular component: membrane.
AUGGAACUACCUAUCCCUGAUGGACCUCCUGAACUGCACGAACCAGCCCCUCAAUCUGCGGUACUACUGGCGGUGCCUCCAGUCUCAUUUGCUGGCCCUAACCUCGACCCUAAAAUCGGUUCUGUUGCUGAUUCUGCCCUUUCCCUUGCUGGGCUCCUACUGUGCCCUAAAACUUGCACUGCUAAGGCGCUCUCUGAUCCUUCUGGGGUCCUCUCCUACGAGGAACUUGUUGCUGCUGUUGCUGGGGUCCUGAAAAAGGCCUCUUAUUCUUAUUAUUACUAUUAUGCUGGGUGUGGACAUAUCGCCCGCCGCUCCGACCGACCGGUCCACACCGGCCGCUGGACCGCUGCCCUCUUCAUCAUCGGAGUAGAGAUAGCAGAGAGGUCUGCGUAUUACGGCAUAUCAUUGAAUCUGAUUACGUACUUGACCGGCCGGCUUCACCAGUCGACGGCAGCUGCAGCGGUUGCAAUCAAUGCUUGGUCAGGUGUUGCCUCGAUGUUGCCGCUGAUCGGUGCAUUCAUCGCCGAUUCUUACCUCGGCCGGUACCGGAUGAUUGCCAUUGCAUCGGGUCUUUAUGUUCUGGGUCUUGGCAUGUUAACACUGUCAACCAUCCUAACAAACCUGCACACCCAUUCCCAACUCAUCUUCUUCUACUUCUCCCUGUACUUAGUAGCCUUUGCUCAAGGCGGUCACAAGCCCUGCACGCAAGCGUUCGGCGCGGACCAGUUCGAUGAUGAUGAUCCGGACGAGUCUGAAGCCAGAAGCUCCUUCUUCAAUUGGUGGUACUUUGGGAUGAAUGUUGGUAUUAUUGCUUCUUUAUUGACAUUGAGUUAUGUUCAGGAUAACGUAAGUUGGGGGCUUGGGUUUGGGAUCCCGUGCAUUCUAAUGGUGGUUGCUUUGGUUGUGUUCUUGAUGGGGACAAGGACUUAUCGAUAUUAUCUACUGGAAGAGGAAAAUCCUUUUGGCAGAGUUGGAAGAGCCUUUGUUGCUCUGGUAAGAAGUUGGAGAGCCUCCUGGUGGGGUUCGAGUCGAAGAAAUCCUGAGUCCAACAAAGCUGCAGGCAUAGCUAACGAUGCGUUAGUCCAAGAAGCCAAGGAAGUCAUUCGACUCAUCCCAAUCUGGGCAAGUUGCUUGAUCUAUGCAACAGUCUUCGCCCAGUCCUCGACUCUAUUCACCAAACAAGGCAGCACCCUCGAUCGAAGAAUCGGUCCACACUUUAAAGUCCCGCCUGCAGCCCUCCAGAGCUUCAUCGGCGUCUCCAUAAUCGUCUUCAUCCCCAUCUACGACCGAGUCCUCAUUCCAAUAUCACGAAAAUUUACGAAACUACCAUCAGGCAUCACCGUUCUCCAAAGAAUAGGCGUUGGCAUGCUCAUCUCAACAAUGUCCAUGAUAAUAGCAGCAUUGGUGGAGAAAAAGAGGCUUAAGAUUGUGAGAAAUCUCAGUUUGAUUAAUAAGCCUAAAGAACCUGUACCGAUGAGCUUGUGGUGGCUCGUACCUCAGUAUGUUCUAUUUGGUGUCGCUGAUGUAUUCACGGUGGUCGGGCUUCAAGAGUUUUUCUAUGAUCAGCUUCCCGAUGGAUUGAGGAGCCUGGGACUAGCGCUUUACCUCAGCAUUUUUGGCAUUGGGAGCUUCAUUAGCAGUUUUCUCGUGUCGAUAAUUGAUGGAGUAACUGAGAAGAAUGGAGAGAGUUGGUUUUCGAACAAUUUGAACCGUGCUCAUCUUGAUUAUUUCUAUUGGCUUCUUGCUGGAUUUAGCGCUCUUGGGGUGUUGGUUUAUCCGUUUUUGGCGUCGGCUUAUGUUUACAAGAAGAAACACAAUAGUGUAGUUUGAUUCUUACCAGGUUUGUGCAAUUGCAUAUAUUA